Chrysoperla carnea is the source of this 1940-nucleotide messenger RNA. RefSeq names its product DNA repair protein XRCC1 (gene XRCC1). The record is from RefSeq and is a predicted model, not a curated record. Gene Ontology annotation, molecular function: damaged DNA binding. Bases 60 to 1940 code for a protein of 626 amino acids. Lineage: Eukaryota; Metazoa; Arthropoda; Insecta; Neuroptera; Chrysopidae. Gene Ontology annotation, biological process: single strand break repair; double-strand break repair via nonhomologous end joining; base-excision repair. Gene Ontology annotation, cellular component: nucleus. The transcript is spliced from 6 exons.
GUUAACGUGAUUUGAAAAACCGCGAAAUACCCAAAAAUUUGUUAAAUUUAAAAACAAUAAUGCCCAGAAUAAAAAUUGAACGCGUGAUAAGCGUGAGCAGUGAAGAUAAGUUGCAUACAGCUGAGAAUAUUUUAAACACUGAUUCAAACAAAAAAUGGAAAUGCAAAACAGCGGGUGAACAAAAUUGUACGGUUAUACUCCAAUUAGCAGAGCUAACAGUGAUUACAGGAAUCGAUAUUGGAAAUGAGCAUUCAGCCUUUGUGGAAGUUCAUGUUGGGCGAACUGGAUUUAAUGAUGAUGACUAUAAGGUUUUACUGAUGAUGUCAUCGUUUAUGACACCAUUAGAUUCAAGACAAUCAGAAAAUAUAAAUCGAAUACGAAUGUUUAAAACUGAAGAUUUUUGUAAACCUGUAUGUGAAGAACGUUGGGAUCGUGUAAAAUUAAUUUGUACACAGCCUUUUAAUCGUCAUGUACAAUAUGGCCUUUCAUUCAUUACACUUCAUUCUGCGAUAUCUACAAAUACAUCUGUUAAUGAAAUAACAUUUGGAAAGUUCAAGAUUAAAACAGAAGCAACGAAAGAUACUAUUACGCCCGGUUCAAUUUUUAAUAAAAUUAAAACUGGUGAUGUUAAUUCUAGUUCUACUACAGUAUCAGCUGCUGCUGAAAUUAGAAAAGCAUCACUACCAUCACAAAUAUCAAAAAAUGAAGGUCAUUUAUCAUCUGUCAAAAAUGAUAAAAUUAAGAAACCAGCAAAUGCAUCGCCUUCGUCUACACCAAGUUCCUCACAAUCUACACCAAAAGUAAUAAAUCGUAAUCGUAAAGAUAUUCUAUAUAAUGAUGAAGAUGAUGAACCAAGUCAAAAAGUAGAUAAAGUUAUGAAAAAUUAUCAUGAUAAGAAACAAGUAAAUGGCACCACAGAUGAAAAACCAAAUAAAAAAGAUUCAAAUGUUAGUGCAACCACACCGUCAACUAGUAAAGAAAAAUUGAACGCAAAUGAUUCUUCAAGCAAAAAGCGAAAAAGUUCUCCGAAAGUCGAAAAUAUUCCUGCUAAAAAAGUAAAGAAAAUUAAAACAAAACCAUUUAGACAACUACUUCAAGGUGUAGUGUUUGUUAUGUCAGGAUAUCAAAAUCCACAAAGAGCAAAUUUACGGGAUAUGGCUAUCAAAAUGGGUGCGAAAUAUAAACCAGAUUGGAAUGAUGAUUGUACCCACUUAGUGUGCGCUUUUAAAAAUACCCCAAAAUAUAAUGAAGUUCGAGGUCGUGGGAAAAUUGUUAAAUGUGAUUGGAUAACCGAGUGUUACAAUCAAAGAAAACGAAUUCCAUGGCGUAGAUAUGCACUAGAUAACCGAGAACAAAUACAAUCGGACAGCGAAGAAGAAAUAUUGGAUGAACUGCUUGAUGAAAAUGAUGAUACCAAAGACUCAUCUUCAACAUCCAACAAAAAACGAUACGUAGUUUCAUCUGAUUCGGAUACUGAAGAUGAAAUCGAAAGGAUUCAGGCAGCACAACAAUUAAAAGAUAAUGUAAAUGAUACCAAUCAUGAGGAAGAUGAAAAAUUAGAAAUGGAAACAAAUGAAAAUGAGGAAAAGAAAUCAAACGAGAAUGAUGUUUACAACAACGAUACAGACAUUGAAGAUGAAAUAGAACAUUCAGAAAAUGUUGAGUUGAAGCCCUUACCAGAAAUAUUUUCAAAUAUGAAAUUUUUCAUUGCAAAUAAUUUACCAGAUAAUGUCAUUUCUGAAUUAAAGCGAUAUAUUUUUGCAUAUGGAGGGGUCAUAACAAAUGAGUUAGAAGACGCAGAAUAUUUGAUAAUAGAAGAUGAAGAUUUAAAAAAUCAAUUAAUUGAAGAUAAUACUUCAAUAAAAUCAGUACGUCCUGCGUGGAUAUGGGAAUGUAAUGAUACAAAAGAAUUACUUGAUGUCGACCAUUUUCUUUUAUAA